This is a messenger RNA of Ceraceosorus bombacis, 2210 nucleotides long. The record is from the annotation of a GenBank genome assembly. Lineage: Eukaryota; Fungi; Basidiomycota; Exobasidiomycetes; Ceraceosorales; Ceraceosoraceae.
AUGACUGCCCCAUCAACGAGCAGACUCCCGGCCUGGCAACCGGGUCCUUUUCCCGAGGCUCAAGCGCAAUCAUCGUCAAGCGGCACCCAGUCCUACGACUUGCCUUCUCACCAUGUCUUGGCAGACGGAACCCCCGACUACCUUCGACUGACGCUCAGCGCAGACGUGUACGAUUUGGUCAAAUCGACUCCGCUCCAGACCGCUACCAACCUCUCUAGCAGAUUGGGCUGUGAUGUGUUCAUGAAGAGGGAAGAUCUACAACCUGUCUUCAGCUUCAAGCUUCGAGGUGCUUAUAAUAUGAUGAGGAGUCUGCAAGGCGAGAGCAAGUGGAAAGGCGUCAUUGCAUGUAGUGCUGGUAAGUUUUGCAACUCGUUCAGCGCGCCCCCGUGAGGUUCAGGCAUACUCACUUCUUUGCGCACCUCAUGCGCUGUGUGCUGGUGCAGGCAAUCAUGCUCAAGGUGUCGCGCUAUCAGGUCUGCACUUGUCCAUCCCCUGCACCAUCGUCAUGCCGAUGGGCACCCCAUCCAUCAAAGUGGACGCGGUGCGCAGACUGGGCGCCAAAGUGGUGUUGCACGGCACGGACUUUGAUGGGGCUCAAGCGGAAUGUCGGAGGCUAGCCUCGGCUUACGGGCUGACCUUGAUUCCUCCUUUCGACCAUCCCCUGGUCAUUGCUGGUCAAGGCACCGUCGGCGUAGAGCUUUGCAGACAGACGGACAUGAGCCGCAUAGAUGCCGUCUUUGUCUGCGUGGGUGGAGGUGGCUUGCUGGCAGGCAUCGCAGCGUACGUGAAGCGCAUUGCCCCACCACACGUCAAAGUCAUUGGCGUCGAAACCUAUGAUGGAGAUGCGCUCGCUAGAAGCCUGGUCAAGGGGCAGAGGGAGUUGUUGAAGGAAGUCGGUCUGUUCUCCGAUGGAACAGCGGUUCGAAUCAUCGGCGAAGAGACUUUUAGAGUAUGCGCGGAGCUGGUGGACGGCAUCGUCCGGGUGGACACGGAUGAGAUUUGUGCAGCCAUUCGCGAUGUCUUUGAAGGUGAGAGAUGGCCGUGGAGCUUGACGCAGCUUGAUCUGUGACUGGCACUUAGUCCUCUCCCUUUACAGAUACGCGAUCCGUGCCGGAACCAGCAGGCGCUUUGGCAGUAGCAGGCAUGAAGCGAUACGUCACCGAGCAAGGCUUGCACGGCUCAGGCAAGCGCUUUGCAGCUAUCGUAAGCGGAGCCAAUAUGAACUUCUCAAGGUUACGGUUCGUCGCCGAACGAGCCGAAUUAGGAGACCAAAAGGAGGUGCUUCUGAUGGUGGACAUUCCGGAGGAACGUGGCAGGUGAGACCUCUGGUAGCCUCUGUGAAAGCUCUUAUCAUUGCGACACCGACCAUCUCGGCUUAUUCACACUCCCUCUUCUGCAGCUUCUUGAAACUCUACGCGCAUAUCCAGCCACGCAAUCUGACCGAGUUCUCGUACAGAAUGGGGGAUACGGACAGAGCUCACAUCUAUCUCUCCUUCAUGCUGAGCGGAAACAACACCGGCGCGAUUCCAGCGCCUGCAGCUGCUGCUCCGGCUCCCAGUCCCAACGCGGUGCACAGAGAGGCGCCAUCAAUUCGAGGUACCGACAGCCCUGGACGGGCGCCUUCGCCUUACCGAGCCGCGUCUAGGCAACAGAGCAAUCCGACGACACCCACCACAUUCAUGGAACCCGUGGCUCUUGAGCAGAGCAGGGCAAGGCACGCAGAGCUGGACCCCAUCAUGAGAGCGAUCGAGGCGGACGGCACGAUGCGCGCGACGGACAUUAGCGAUAACGAGAUGGCAAAAUCGCACGCUAGGUACAUGGUCGGAGGUCGGUCUGGAAAGCAAGCGGAGAAUGUGCGACUUUUCCAGUUCAGUGAGUCUACCCUUGCUUCAUAACGCCGGCGGCUUGCAGAGCAGCGCUACAUUUGCUCGCUACGAGGAGUCAUCUGACGUAACAUGCUAUUCUUUGCCCUGCUCGCAGUCUUCCCUGAGAGACCAGGAGCGUUGAAGCGUUUCUUGGAGGGCCUGCACGCAGGCUGGAACAUCACCCUCUUCCACUAUCGUAAUCACGGCAGCGACACUUCCAAGGUGUUGGCGGGACUACAAGUUCCGCCUGAGGAUGCGGAUGCAUUCCACGCUUACCUGGACGAGCUGGGCUACACUUAUCAGGAAGAGACGGACAAUAUCGUUUACAAGCGCAUGUUGGCGUGA